AUGUCGACGAGCAUCUUUAACCUCAUUGUCAUCUUGCUAUCAGUCAGCAGUUGCAUUGGGUCGCCCGUCUCCGACAAAAGAAGCCGUUUGGAACGCCGUUACAGCGGCAAAGCGACGUGGUUCAUUCCCGAUACCGGAGCUUGCGGGGACGUCAAUUCGUCGAGCGACCACAUUGUGGCCAUGAACCAUGCCCAAUAUCAAGGCGGUGCGCCGUGUCACAAGACUGUUUCGAUCACCAACAAGGCCAACGGGAAGACGAUACAGGCGAAGGUGACAGACGAAUGCCCUCCCUGUGGCUACGGAUCUCUGGAUCUUUCGCCCUCAGUUUUCAAAGCACUCGGCAAUAUGGACGACGGUAUCUUGCCUGUAAGUUCCCCCCAGGUCUCUGGCUCCGAGAUAGGUCCACCAGUAAUCUGCAUCGCGUACUUCGUUUGA
Puccinia triticina is the source of this 435-nucleotide messenger RNA. RefSeq lists its product as uncharacterized. NCBI's taxonomy places the organism in Eukaryota, Fungi, Basidiomycota, Pucciniomycetes, Pucciniales, Pucciniaceae. The record is from RefSeq and is a predicted model, not a curated record. The coding region runs from base 1 to 435 and encodes 144 amino acids. The transcript is spliced from 3 exons.